AUGGCAACGUUGCUGCUGAUGCCGCUGAUGCCGCCGACGCUGCCGAUGCCGCCGACUCCGCCGACGCCGCCCGACGCCGACGACUCCGCCCGACUCCGCCCGACGCCGCCCGACUCCGCCGACUCCGCCGACGCCUCUGUUGCUGCUGCCGUGCUUGUGGAUAGAGCCACAACCGCCAUGCUCGUGGUUGCAACUGCCACCACCGUGCUCGUGGUUGCAGCCGCCGCCACCGCUGCCAUGUUGUCCGGGUCAUCCAUGUUGUCAUCAGAUGAUAUAAUUACUGUAGAUGAUGAAAUAAGGCAGAAGGGUUCAACCAAGGACAUGAUUUUUAAGCUUCCUUAUCUUAUUAGCCACAUAAGCUCCAUUAUGAUCCUUUUUGAGGGAGAUGUCAUACUGACAGGCACUCCCCAAGGUGUUGGCCCUGUUAAAGUAGGUCAAAAGAUCACUGCUGGCAUAACAGGUCUAAUCGACAUUCACUUCAAUGUUUAG
Messenger RNA from Syzygium oleosum, 489 nucleotides. RefSeq names its product probable acylpyruvase FAHD2, mitochondrial. Bases 1 to 489 code for a protein of 162 amino acids. Gene Ontology annotation, cellular component: mitochondrion. Gene Ontology annotation, molecular function: acetylpyruvate hydrolase activity. The transcript has 3 exons. NCBI's taxonomy places the organism in Eukaryota, Viridiplantae, Streptophyta, Magnoliopsida, Myrtales, Myrtaceae. The record is from RefSeq and is a predicted model, not a curated record.